Molecule: messenger RNA, 390 nt
Organism: Canis lupus familiaris (dog)
Lineage: Eukaryota; Metazoa; Chordata; Mammalia; Carnivora; Canidae
Product: 60S ribosomal protein L30-like
Exons: 1
Coding region: 61-390 (109 amino acids)
Cellular component (GO): cytosolic large ribosomal subunit
Molecular function (GO): structural constituent of ribosome; RNA binding
Source: RefSeq, a predicted model, not a curated record
UCUCCUGGCCGUUUUGGCAGCUGCUCUUGGUUGGGGCCAUCCCUCAUUUAAGGCAGGAGGAUGGUGGCUGUGAAGAAGAUGAAAAAGUCAUUGGAGUCAAUUAACUCUAGCCUCCAACUCAUUAUGCAAAGUGGAAAGUAUAUGCUGGGGUACAAGCAGAUUCUGAAAAUGAUCAGACAUGGCAAAGCGAUGCGGGUCAUCCUCGCCAACAACUGCCCAGCCUUGAGGAAAUCUGACAUAGAAUACUAUACCAUGUUGGCCAAAACUGGUGUCCAUCACUACAGUGGCAAUAAUAUUAAAUUGGGCACAGCAUGUGGGAAAUACAACAGAGUAUGCACACUGGCUACCAUUGACCCGGGUGAUUGUGAUACUACUAAAAGCGUGCCAUAA